GUAACUUUAAUUUGUUGCAUCUCAAAAGAAAGAAACUGAGUUAGAUUCAAACUUAGCCAUUUGAGUAUCUAGAUAUGUAUUCGCAAUGUUGAGCUUUUAUACUAACUGUACGUCAUCUAGACUUUCAGUUAUUUAUCAGUGAGGUUCAGUUGUUUACAACUAAUCUAAAUUUAAACAGUGACAUUCAUUCUAUUGCUGUUAUCUCAAGAUUUUAGUCGAAACACCAUUUUUAAUGAAUUCCUUAUUAUAUGCCAGAAAAAAAGUGGGUUAUUUAUAACUUAUUUUGUUUCGUGUCUUUCCAAAUAUUUUCCUUUCGUUUAUCUACUGUCUUUGCAAAUGAGGAUGGGUAUCAGUCGCCGCCAAAUGCAGUCUGUAUGACUCGUGCUUUGUAAACUGUCUCCUGGUGACAGUAAAACUGGACAGUCAUGGACACUCUUGAGGAAACAUUUAAGGCUCUCUCAAUUGCCAGGAGACUGCAGCCAAAUGAGCCCACGUAUAUUUUGGACCUUUCUCUUCCAUUCUGCACCAGCGGUGUGACUGCUGCAGGGUCAGAUGUGCUUGCAGUUUGUUGCUCUAAUCACUCUGUACACUUGCACAACAAAGAGACACUGCGUCUUCUGGGAGAACUUAAAGGUCACAGUGCACCUGUGUGCGGGGUUCUUUUCUCUCACCUCUCCCCUCACUUGCUGUUCACCGGCUCUGCUGAUGGAACACUGCGGUGCUGGGAUGUCAGGCGGCCCGGUUCUGACUCCAUCCAGGUAUUUCGUAGCGAGUCAAAACAUUCAUACUGCUCGUUUGAUGUGAGCUGCAGUGAUCGCGUGCUGUGCGCGGGCACUGAGCAGGUGGAAGAGGACAGUUUUCUAGUAUUCUGGGAUGCCCGCAUGGUUCGGGAGGAGGGUGAGACGGGGUUAAAGCAAGGUGGUCUGUUGGGCGUCUACUCAGAGUCACACAGUGAUGACAUCACCGCAGUGAAGUUCCACCCACAACAGGCAGACCGGUUGGCCUCUGGUGCUACAGAUGGGCUUGUGAAUGUGUUUGAUCUGAGUCUCGGUGGAGAGGAUGAUGCGCUUUUUACCACAUGCAACUGCAAUUCCUCUGUCAGCUCCCUCUGCUGGACAGGCAAAGGUCUUGACCAGCUGUUUUGUCUUACCCAUGAUGAAGGGCUAUACCUGUGGGACGUUGCUCGCCCAGAAAGCGAUGACAUUUUGACCCUUAUGAGUUCCCCUGAUGCUCGAACACUCAUCCAACUCCCUGAUGGAGCCUCACUUGAGUAUUUUGUUGGUGGAACAUGGCUAUCAGAUGAGGGACGUAUUCUUUUAGUGGGAGGGGCUAAUAGUGGAGAGCUCCACCUCCUUGACUGCAGUGGGAGUGGUCUGAGAUUAAUUAAAUCCCUGAAAGGGGGUCACUCAGCCACAGUGAGAUGCUUCCAGUGGGACAUGAACGCUCAGUCUCUGUUGACAGGUGGGGAGGAUGGCCAGCUGUUACAGUGGAAGGCAGGAGCAGAAGAGAUCAGUGUGGGAAAGAAAGAAACUCUGAAAAGCAUUUCUUCCAUGCAGCUGAAAACUAAAGCCCACAGAAAACAUACUGCAAAGAAAAUCUGACAAUCCCACAGCCCCCAUUCCCAAAGCCCACAGAAAACAUACUGCAAAGAAAGACUUAAAAGUUUUAAAGCUAUUAUGAUAAAGAAAACCUCUAAUUUCACAAAGGAACAGUUGUAAGGGACAAAGUUUGCAACAUUUUAUGGCGCAUGGCAUUUUAUUUUGUAUAAAUUAUUUAAACAAUUUACAAAUUUACAUCAUUUUUGAAACUAAAAAAUAAGAUCACCUAUUUGAUUUGACAGCACAAAUAUAACUACAAAUGUAACAGGUUUGACUACUUGCUAAUAUUAUCUUGUCCAUAGAGUGAUAUUAAAGGUUUAAAAAAAUUUUUUUUAUUAUUUAUGCAGAUUGCCGCAAUAGAUAUUAAUUUCAAAUUUUCCAUUGAGUUUUAUUUUUGUAUCCUUUUUCACAAUUUACAUUGUUGCAAAGCAGCCUAACAGGAUAUACAUAUUAGUACAGAUGGAAGAAACAUUUAUGAAAAACAGAAGGUUUUUAAAUUCAUAUCAUGAAAAUCCGACAUUUUUAUGUUUAAGUGCUAUAAUUGAGUCCCCAGUGCUUCUAUCGAUCUAGAAAAUGUAAAAAAAGAACAACCAAGCAACUUAAUUUUGGUAAACCAUUCUCUCCAAGCAUGUGAGAAAAUAGGUCAUUGAAAUUUGGCUCCCCUUGUGAUGUCAGAAGGGGAUAAUAUCGCCCCUUAAUCUGCACUAUCCAACCACGACACUGCCAUUUAGUGCAGAGAUCAGCUCAUUUGCAUUUAAAAAGACACACCCAAAAGGCUACAUUUUCUCUCACACCUAUUAUGAUAAAAACACCUUGUUUAGUCAUCUUAAAAUAAAUCUCUUUCAUCUGUGUCUCAUUUAAUUUUAUCCGAUUGGCUUUGCUUUGCAAGCAGUAAUAUAAAAAAAAUAUGAUUAGAUGGCAUAAAUGCUUUAGUGUAGUCGUUUAUGAUUGUAACACCCAUUUAAAUGUGCUAAAUUAGUAGAUGUUUAUUUAUGUAAAUAUAAUGACACAUUUGAUAUUUUUGAAUGUUUUUAACUAUUUAUACUGUAUGCAAAUAUGUGUAUUUUUCACAUUAUACACUUACAAUAACAUAAAACAAUACUUUUUUAAGAGUAAAAGAUCUCUGAACACAAGUAAAAAUAUCUUGUCAUGUAAAUUAGUUGUUUCAUGAAUAUUUGCUGGAACAGGAAUAAUGCAAUUUUUGCAAAGAAAGAGAAUUUGCAUUACCAAUAAAAUAAAACAAUAAAAAAACUCUGCUAAAUAUGUUUUUGAAUGUUUGCGUUACAAAAAUGAUAUUUAUGUUUGGGGAAAAUUACUUUUAAAAGUAAUGCAUUACAAUAUUAAGUUACUCCCAAAAAGAGUAACUAAUUGCGCUACUUAGUUACUUUUCAUGGAAAGUAAU
Molecule: messenger RNA, 3000 nt
Organism: Paramisgurnus dabryanus
Lineage: Eukaryota; Metazoa; Chordata; Actinopteri; Cypriniformes; Cobitidae
Gene: wdr89
Product: WD repeat domain 89
Molecular function (GO): protein binding
Source: RefSeq, a predicted model, not a curated record